AUGGCCCCUCCGCGCCUCGCCCGUCUUCCCCGGUGGAUCAGCCACUGGCUUGGCUAUCGUCCAGAAGCCGUAAAGCCACUCCCUAAAUACCAAGUCGCUCUAUGGUCCUUUAUAACCUCAUUCUGCGGCCUAUCGGUGGUACAAGCAAUUUUCAACUAUUCCGACUACUUCAACGAGCGCAAUGUACCAGGUAUAAUCGCAUCCUAUGGUGCAUCCGCCGUCCUCGUCUUCGGCGCAAUCGAAAGCCCCCUCGCGCAACCACGCGCUCUAGUCUUCGGCCACUUCUUCAGCGCCCUGAUCGGCAUCUGCAUUACCAAAUUAUUCAGCCUGAUGCCUGACCAAGAGCGGUUUGAGUCCCUGCGCUGGCUGGCCGCUUCACUUUCAACCGCUAUUGCUAUUGUCGUUAUGCAAUUGACGGGUACGACUCAUCCGCCUGCUGGAGCGACUGCUCUGCUCCCGGCUACUAGUGAGGAGAUUUGGAAGCUUUCUUGGUACUUCUUGCCUGUAGUUCUGCUGUCUUCUGCUAUGCUCUUGGUGUGUGCGCUGCUGUUCAAUAAUUUGCAUCGGAGAUAUCCUGCUUUUUGGAUCGAGCCUACUCCGCCCAAGCCUGCGCCUCCUGCUCCGGUGCCGGCGCCUGUUGAUGUUUCUUCAGGAGAGGAGAAGUCAGUGAAGAGUCCUGUUUGA
Messenger RNA from Penicillium vulpinum, 684 nucleotides. RefSeq names its product HPP family protein. The coding region runs from base 1 to 684 and encodes 227 amino acids. Lineage: Eukaryota; Fungi; Ascomycota; Eurotiomycetes; Eurotiales; Aspergillaceae. The transcript is spliced from 2 exons. The record is from RefSeq and is a predicted model, not a curated record.